Molecule: messenger RNA, 472 nt
Organism: Daphnia pulicaria
Lineage: Eukaryota; Metazoa; Arthropoda; Branchiopoda; Diplostraca; Daphniidae
Exons: 3
Coding region: 65-400 (111 amino acids)
Source: RefSeq, a predicted model, not a curated record
GAUUCCUCUAGCCAUUGCUAUAUUGUAUUACGCGGUUAUUAUUUAUUAUUUAACAAGGUACAACAUGGCAGAAUAUGUGGAUCCAUCUAAUCUCCAAGCCAUGGAUACCCCAUCUGGGUCAUCGAAUCCCUCUGAACAUGAUUCCAGACCAGAGUCAUCUAUGUCGAUUGAAACUGAAGUAGCUCCCACUGAAGGAGCUGAAUUGGAAAAAGAGAUGAUGUCAAUUUACGAAAUUAAAUGCUUGAUUUUGAACUUGGAGAAGGAGUUAAAUGAUCUUAAAACAGCAAAUCUUGAUGUACAUCGAAGGAUCAAAAUUUUGUCGAAGACUACGAAGAGCAUUAUUUCAGCUAUUGAUCACCACACUUCUGUAGGUGAUCAGAAAAAGUCUAGUGUUUUUUAGUAUUCAUUGAUGUUGGUACAUGCAAUCAUGUAUUUCAAUCUCUGGUUGCUCUGUUGAAUAAUAAAAAUCUAA